AGAUAGAAACGUCAAUCAGAAGAACUUAAAGUGUGUGUGUGUGGCGUCAUGUGUGAGGACACGAUGUGAGCAAUGUGCUCCGUAAAGUGGAUCAGAUUGUUCGUGAUGCUGGCAGCUUGCUGGGCGCAGGAAGGCGAGUGGAGCGAAGAUGCAGAGGAUCUAGUGUCAACGGUGGAUGUCGACGCAGUGCUGGGCCGGACAGCGUCCUUGCCGUGUGACGUCACACCUGACACAAACGAGGACCGAGUGUACAUGGUGCUCUGGUUUAGAGCAGGCAAAAGCACUGGCGGGAAACCUAUAUACAGUUUUGACGUCCGCGGGCGGUCUUUCAACAAGGCUCUCCAGUGGUCUGACCCGAAUGUGUUCGGGCCCCGCGCAUACUUCGCGACGGUGGCCCGUCCUGCCGCGCUCACCCUUGACACCGUUCAACUAGACGACGAAGGCGUGUACCGCUGUAGAGUCGACUUCAAGAACUCACCUACCAGGAACUUCCAGAUACGACUCUCAGUUAUCGUGCCACCACAUCAGCUGAUAUUGUACGACAAAUCGGGGCGGGACGUGUCCGGAGUCGUCGGCCCAUUGGAAGAGGGGAACGAGCUCGUCCUAGUCUGCGAAGUCAGAGGCGGACGCCCAGCACCAACGGUGAUAUGGUUGAUCGACGGCACACCAGCCCCGCAGUACGUAGGCGAGAAGACAGACACCCACGUAGUUGUUAACAAGCUGGAUAUAACCCACGUAAAGCGGAGCCAUCUUAACACCACUUUUAAGUGCCGAGCUUCUAACACCAACCUCGUCAGUCCUCAAGAGAAGAGCGUCCGAUUGGAAAUGAAUUUGAAGCCGACACUGGUGCUGAUACAGAGCAAGCCCGCGACGUUAUCUUCGGAGCGGUACGUCAGCUUAUCGUGCGUUGCGGAGGGAAGCCGCCCGCCCGCACAACUCACCUGGUUCAAGGACAACAGGAAAUUUAAAAGGGGAAAAAUAGCAGACGCCAUGAAUGACACGUGGGUUAGUAGCACGCUUCAGUUCAUGCCUCUACCGGAAGACGACGGGGUCCAGAUCAAAUGCCAGGCCGACAACAACGCGCUGCCCGGACAGAGCAUAGAGGACUAUUUCAAAUUGGACGUUGUAUAUCCUCCGGUCGUAUCUCUAUCUCUUGGCAGCACUUUGAACCCUCAUGACAUAAAAGAGGGCGACGACGUCUACUUUGAAUGCUCGGUUCGAGCUAACCCAAAAGAACAUCGGAUUUCAUGGUAUCAUAAUGAUAAACCAGUUCUUCACAACGUGGUCUCGGGUGUCAUUGUCAGCACAAAGUCGCUGGUGCUACAGAAGGUGACGCGCGACCACAGCGGCGACUAUUCCUGUCGCGCGACCAACUCACUCGGCGAGACCGCGAGUCAGGCUACGCAUUUACGGAUACAGUAUGCACCAGUUUGUACACACUCCUCACCACAAGUACUAGGCGCACAGUUAGACGAGGUGUUGCACGUUCGAUGUUCAGUUACGGCCAACCCACCCGAUGUUACGUUCUUUUGGCAAUUCAACAACAGCGGCGAGAGUCUGGAGGUCUCACCUGCGAAAUUUGGAACAGCCAACGGGAGCACAAGCGAGUUAAGCUACAAGCCGCAAAGCGACCGGGACUAUGGCGCGCUCAGCUGUCGCGGCACUAACCCCGUUGGCAGACAAGUUGAGCCGUGCGUCUUCCAGAUCGUUCCCGCAUCCCGUCCCGCCCCACCAAGGAACUGCUCUCUCCAUGCUGACACAAACACUACAGAAGGAGUCAACUGGCUCAUGGUGCGCUGCGUCGCUGGCUAUGAUGGUGGACUACCACAGACCUUCGUCCUUGAAGCCCUAGACCCUAUAACCGGGAAAACAAAAUUCAACAGCAGCGUCAACGAGACAGACGGCUUGGCAACCUUCAAGCUAGACCUCGCUCAGCUGUCAGCGGGCAGUGCGGAGGGUGCCACUUUUAAUCUGCUCAUCUAUGCAAAAAACCUCAAGGGAGACUCUGAGAAAACCUUACUCGAGAACAUUGCCUUCAACGACGCUGCCAGAAGGACGGAUGGCAAAACUUCAAUGGGAGGCAUAACAUUGGGAGUUGUAGUGGCAGUUGCUUUAGGAGCGGCAUUAGCUCUUGGGGGCAUUGCCUUCGCAGCACUAUGCGCCCGAAGAAAAAGAUCGCAACCAAACCACAAGCACCCACCAGGCGACAUGCUGGAGCUCAGUGAUGGCUGCAGGAGAUACGUGGUCGCGUAUACUAUAAAACCAUCACCGGAAUCAAAGACGCCGGAACCACAGCCGGACAUUUUAAAUGCACCAGACGGAGAAAAUCAAAAAUUACAGCAUGCAACAAGCGAAGCUGAUGAGUGGCCUAGCAUAAAGGAGUUAAGAGGUGAUUGGAGUCAAACUGGAGCUGUUUUUUCAGCGGAAGAUCUUGCUCUGCUGGACUCCGCCGGGCACAUAAACUGUAACAUGUCACUUAUCCACCAGCUAACACCAGGCAGUGACAUGAUGCCGAGCAGUAGACAAGAAGACGUAAUCAACCAGAAUAUAACGAACAACUUCAGACCGAACUUCGGAGUAACUAAUAGUCCGACUUUAGGGAGUCCGAACUUCGUAUGUCCUAAUGGCAACGUUGGAUCGCCGUUUGGAAGUCAAACCCUCGCUCUUAGUGGGCCAACUUUGAGUUCGAGCAGCUUGGCUACUUCAACUUUACAUAGAAAAGGGAAAGGGAAUGGGAACGUACGGAGGCGGGAGCAUGUAUUGGCCGAAAACUUGCCUGGCCCCGAAAGCUGUGUGUAAACUCUAAAUCGCAGUGCUAUUCUCUAACUCACAAUGUCGGCACAACGCUGAGGCAACGACGCCAUAGAACAUAAUUGGUCCAACAUAAAUUCAAACUAAGGAUU
Molecule: messenger RNA, 2903 nt
Organism: Pararge aegeria (speckled wood butterfly)
Lineage: Eukaryota; Metazoa; Arthropoda; Insecta; Lepidoptera; Nymphalidae
Product: hemicentin-1-like
Exons: 17
Coding region: 73-2799 (908 amino acids)
Source: RefSeq, a predicted model, not a curated record